Molecule: messenger RNA, 818 nt
Organism: Lactuca virosa
Lineage: Eukaryota; Viridiplantae; Streptophyta; Magnoliopsida; Asterales; Asteraceae
Source: the annotation of a GenBank genome assembly
AUGGGUGGUGGAGAUGGGCAACAAAACGAACAUGACAAAGGGCUAUUAAGCAAUCUUGCUGGAUAUGCUACCGGAGCUGGGCACUAUCCUCCUCAACAGGGUGGGCACUAUCCUCCUCAACAGGGUGGCGGAUACCCUCCACAAGGAGCAUACCCGCCGGCUGGUGGUGGCUACCCUCCGGCAGCAUAUCCUCCUGCUGGUGGUGGUUAUCCUCCACAGGGUUAUCCUCCUGCUGGUGGUGCUUAUCCACCACAACAGGGUUAUCCCCCAGCUGGCUACCCUGGUCAAUCGGGUUCACACAGUUCUCACAGUUCAGGAGGACAUGGACCAGGAAUGGGAACGGUAUUAGCUGGGGGUGCAGCUGCUGCAGCUGCAACAUAUGGAGUUCACCAUUUGACCUCUCAAAGUCAUGGUGGCGGCCAUGGUGGCCACAGUAUGCCCCAAGGAGCCCAUAACAUGAUGGGCUCCAUGGGACACAUGGGUGGUGGUGGUCAGUAUAAGCAGGGUGGCAAACAUGGCAAACAUAGUGGUGGUAAGUUCAAGCAAGGGAAACAUGGCAAAGGCGGGAAACACGGGAAGUUUGGUAAGCAUGGAAAGGGCGGGAAGAAAUGGAAGUAAUUUUCAUCUACGCUUCCUAAAUUUGGAUUCUUCAUUUGGCUUGGAUGACCCGAAUAUAAAGGUUUCAUUAUGUUACGAAACUAUUUGUAUGUGUAAAAGUUGGUUUUAUUUGGUAAACUAUGUAUGAAUGUUUAUUUUAACUUAUUGCAGAAAUAACAACUUAAUAAAUAAAAAAAUAUAGAAACUGACUUUCCAAUGAA